This is a messenger RNA of Mus pahari (shrew mouse), 4626 nucleotides long. RefSeq names its product CAP-Gly domain containing linker protein 1 (gene Clip1). Gene Ontology annotation, molecular function: microtubule plus-end binding. Lineage: Eukaryota; Metazoa; Chordata; Mammalia; Rodentia; Muridae. The transcript is spliced from 27 exons. Gene Ontology annotation, cellular component: cytoplasm; nucleus; microtubule plus-end. Gene Ontology annotation, biological process: positive regulation of microtubule polymerization; cytoplasmic microtubule organization. The record is from RefSeq and is a predicted model, not a curated record. The coding region runs from base 1 to 4422 and encodes 1473 amino acids.
AUGCGGCGCCUAUUUGAUGACUGGAACCCCUGGAUGUUCAUGCACAGUGGCGGUGGUGGUGGUGGUGCUCUGCGCAUACACACCGGGACCUCCCAUAGGCUGCGGGAUCAGGCUUUGAGGUCAGCUGCUCAGGUCGGACCUGUUCUGAGGCUCCUUUCACUUUCAGCUGCAGCUCCGGUGGAGAAGACAAUAUCCAGUGAGAAAGCCUCGGGCCCUCCAUCCUCCGAGACCCAAGAGGAGUUUGUGGAUGACUUUCGAGUUGGAGAACGGGUUUGGGUGAACGGGAAUAAACCCGGAUUUAUCCAGUUUCUUGGGGAAACUCAGUUCGCACCUGGCCAGUGGGCUGGGAUCGUUUUAGACGAACCCAUAGGGAAGAACGAUGGCUCGGUGGCCGGAGUGCGGUAUUUCCAGUGUGAACCUUUAAAGGGCAUAUUCACCCGACCUUCAAAGCUCACGAGGAAGGUGCAGGCAGAAGAUGAAGCCAACGGCCUGCAGACAGCUCCUGGGAGAACUGCCUCACCUCUGUCCACUGCUGCAGCUACCGUGGUGUCUUCUUCUCCAGCCACUCCCUCAAAUAUUCCCCACAAACCGUCCCAGUCAACGGCAAAAGAACCUUUGGCUGCACCUCAAAUUAGCAACCUUACAAAAACCGCCAGUGAGUCGAUCUCCAACCUUUCAGAGGCUGGCUCUGUCAAGAAGGGGGAGCGAGAGCUCAAGAUCGGAGAUAGGGUGCUGGUCGGUGGCACCAAGGCUGGUGUAGUCCGCUUUCUUGGCGAGACCGACUUUGCCAAGGGCGAGUGGUGUGGUGUGGAGUUAGACGAGCCUUUGGGGAAGAACGAUGGUGCGGUUGCGGGAACAAGGUAUUUUCAGUGUCAACCCAAAUACGGAUUGUUCGCUCCUGUCCACAAAGUGACAAAGAUUGGCUUCCCUUCUACGACCCCAGCCAAAGCCAAAGCCGCUGCUGUGAGGCGAGUGAUGGCCACCACGCCCGCCAGCCUGAAGCGAAGCCCUUCUGCCUCCUCCCUCAGCUCCAUGAGCUCCGUGGCCUCCUCUGUGAGCAGCAAACCCAGCCGGACAGGACUAUUGACUGAAACCUCUUCCCGCUACGCCCGCAAGAUCUCGGGCACCACUGCCCUCCAGGAGGCGCUGAAGGAGAAGCAGCAGCACAUUGAGCAGCUGCUGGCUGAGCGGGACCUGGAGCGGGCCGAGGUGGCCAAGGCUACCAGCCACGUGGGGGAGAUAGAGCAGGAGCUAGCCCUGGCCCGGGAUGGGCACGACCAGCAUGUCCUGGAACUAGAGGCCAAGAUGGACCAGCUACGCACCAUGGUGGAGGCUGCCGACAGGGAGAAAGUAGAGCUCCUCAACCAGCUAGAAGAGGAGAAAAGGAAAGUUGAGGACCUUCAGUUCCGAGUUGAAGAGGAAUCGAUUACCAAAGGCGAUCUUGAGCAAAAGAGCCCGAUUUCUGAAGAUCCCGAGAAUACGCAGACCAAACUGGAGCAUGCCCGCAUUAAGGAGCUUGAACAGAGCCUGCUCUUUGAAAAGACCAAAGCUGACAAACUCCAGAGGGAGUUAGAAGACACUAGGGUGGCUACCGUCUCUGAAAAGUCCCGAAUAAUGGAACUAGAAAAGGACCUAGCAUUGAGAGCCCAGGAAGUAGCUGAGCUCCGAAGAAGGCUAGAGUCCAAUAAGCCUCCUGGGGACGUGGAUAUGUCUCUCUCCCUUUUGCAAGAAAUAAGUGCUUUGCAAGAAAAGCUAGAAGCCACCCGUACUGACCACCAGGGCGAGAUGACUUCCCUGAAGGAGCACUUUGGAGCUCGGGAGGAGGUGUUUCAGAAGGAGAUCAAGGCUCUGCACGCGGCCACUGAGAAGCUUUCCAAAGAGAACGAGUCCUUGAGAAGCAAGCUCGACCACGCUAAUAAGGAGAACUCGGACGUGAUCGCUCUGUGGAAGUCCAAACUGGAGACCGCCAUAGCAUCCCACCAGCAGGCAAUGGAGGAGCUCAAGGUAUCCUUUAGCAAAGGGAUUGGAACGGACUCGGCCGAAUUUGCAGAGUUAAAGACACAGAUUGAGAAACUGAGACUAGAUUACCAGCACGAAAUAGAAAGUUUACAGAGUAAACAGGACUCUGAGCGGUCUGCUCAUGCUAAAGAGAUGGAGACCAUGCAGGCCAAGCUGAGGAAGAUCAUUAAGGAGAAGGAGGACAGCCUGGAGGCCGUCAAGGCGAGACUGGACAGUGCGGAAGACCAGCACCUAGUGGAGAUGGAGGACACGCUCAACAAACUGCAGGAGGCGGAGAUGAAGGUAAAGGAGCUAGAGGUUCUGCAGGCCAAGUGCGCCGAACAAAGCGAGGUCAUUGGUAAUUUCACAUCGCAGCUCAGUGCCGUCGAAGAAAAGCUCUUGGAUCUGGAUGUGCUUCAGAAAGCCAAUUCCGAUGGUAAACUGGAGCUCGAGGCACUUAGACAGCAGCUUGAGGGAGCUGAAAAGCAGAUUAAAAACUUAGAGAUUGAAAAGAGCGCUGAAAGCAGCAAGGCUAAUAGCAUUUCCCAAGAGCUCCAGGGGAAAGAGCUAAUGGUCACUAGUCUGCAGGACAGUUUGAAUGAAGUCAAACAAGCGAAGGAGACCUUGGAGAAAGAACUUCAGACGUUGAAAGAAAAGUUUGCCAGUAUUUCAGAGGAGGCGGUCUCUGCUCAGACAACUAUGCAAGAUACUGUAAAUAAACUGCACCAGAAGGAGGAACAGUUUAACGUGUUGUCUUCUGAACUGGAGAAGUUGAGAGAAAAUCUAACAGACAUGGAGGCAAAAUUUAAAGAGAAGGAUGACCGCGAAGAUCAGCUGGUAAAGGCCAAGGAAAAAUUAGAAAAUGACAUUGCAGAAAUAAUGAAGAUGUCCGGAGAUAACUCUUCUCAGCUGACAAAGAUGAAUGAUGAAUUACGUCUGAAGGAAAGAUCUGUGGAAGAGCUACAGCUGAAGCUCACAAAGGCUAAUGAGAAUGCCAGCUUCCUGCAGAAGAGUAUUGGGGAAGUAACUCUUAAAGCUGAGCAGAGUCAGCAGCAAGCAGCCAGAAAACACGAAGAAGAAAAGAAAGAAUUGGAGAAAAAACUGUUGGAACUGGAAAAGAAGAUGGAAACAAGCAACAACCAGUGUCAGGACCUGAAAGCUAAGUAUGAGAAAGCGAGUUCUGAGACCAAAACAAAGCAUGAAGAAGUCCUGCAGAACCUCCAGAAGAUGCUGGCAGACACAGAGGAUAAACUGAAGGCUGCUCAGGAGGCGAACAGAGACCUGAUGCAGGAUAUGGAGGAGCUGAAGACACAGGCCGACAAAGCCAAAGCCGCUCAGACUGCAGAAGACGCCAUGCAGAUCAUGGAACAGAUGACCAAAGAGAAAACAGAGACGCUGGCCUCCCUGGAGGACACCAAGCAAACAAAUGCGAGACUACAGAAUGAAUUGGACACACUUAAGGAAAACAACUUGAAAACUGUGGAAGAGCUGAACAAGUCAAAAGAACUUCUGAAUGUAGAGAACCAAAAAAUGGAAGAAUUCAAGAAAGAAAUAGAAACCCUAAAGCAGGCAGCAGCUCACAAGUCCCAGCAGCUUUCAGCACUGCAGGAAGAGAACGUCAAACUUGCCGAGGAGCUGGGGAGGACGCGGGACGAAGUCACAAGUCACCAGAAGCUGGAAGAAGAACGAUCUGUACUCAAUAAUCAGUUGUUAGAAAUGAAAAAGAGCUUGCCCAGUAACACUUUAAGAGAAUCCGAGUUCAGAAAAGACGCCGAUGAAGAGAAAGCCUCCUUGCAGAAAUCCAUCAGCCUCACCAGUGCCUUGCUCACAGAGAAGGACGCGGAACUGGAGAAGCUGAGGAAUGAGGUCACAGUGCUCAGGGGAGAGAAUGCCACCGCCAAGUCCCUGCACUCAGUUGUGCAGACCCUGGAGUCUGAUAAGGUGAAGCUCGAGCUCAAGGUCAAAAACUUGGAACUUCAACUCAAGGAGAACAAGAGGCAGCUCAGCAGCUCCUCAGGUAACACUGAUGCUCAGGCCGAAGAGGAUGAGAGAGCCCAGGAGAGUCAGCAAAUGAUUGAUUUCCUCAACUCGGUAAUAGUGGACCUUCAAAGAAAGAAUCAAGACCUCAAGAUGAAGGUGGAGAUGAUGUCUGAAGCUGCACUCAACGGCAACGGGGACGAUCUGAACAGUUAUGACAGUGAUGACCAGGAGAAGCGGUCCAAGAAGAAACCCCGCCUCUUCUGUGACAUUUGUGACUGCUUUGACCUCCACGAUACAGAGGACUGUCCCACCCAGGCACAGAUGUCGGAAGACCCUCCCCAUUCCACUCACCACGGCAGCCGGAGCGAGGAGCGGCCGUACUGUGAGAUCUGUGAGAUGUUUGGGCACUGGGCAACCAACUGCAAUGACGAUGAGACCUUCUGAGGAAGCCGGGAUGGCAGGAAAGGUUUCCCCGAUGCCGGCUCCUCAGCGGUUCCCCGCCAGCAUUGGUGUGCAACUUCAGAAGAGCUCCUUAUUUUUUGACCCCUGUCAACAAAUCUGAGAAAAUAUUUUGAUCUUCAACACGUUUCCCUUUCAUUUCCCCUCGUAAGUUAAAAUAAUAAUAAAUAUUUGGUAGGCGGGCUUGCA